AUGAAAGGUGCGGUUCUUGUUGCAAUUGCUGCUUCCAUCGGGAAUUUUCUUCAGGGUUGGGAUAAUGCUACCAUUGCUGGUUCGAUUCUUUACAUUAAGAAAGACCUUGCUAUGCAAACAACUAUGGAAGGGCUUGUGGUGGCCAUGUCGCUAAUUGGAGCUACUGUCAUUACGACUUGCUCUGGUCCCAUCUCAGAUUGGUUUGGUCGGAGACCAAUGUUGAUAAUCUCAUCUGUGCUGUAUUUCUUGGGUAGUUUGGUGAUGUUAUGGUCUCCUAAUGUUUAUGUGUUGUGCUUAGCAAGGCUGCUUGAUGGAUUUGGUAUUGGCCUUGCCGUAACUCUUGUUCCGGUUUAUAUAUCGGAGACUGCUCCCUCCGAUAUAAGGGGGUCGUUGAAUACACUUCCCCAGUUUAGUGGUUCUGGAGGAAUGUUUUUAUCAUAUUGUAUGGUUUUUGUGAUGUCAUUGAGUGCCUCGCCUAGCUGGAGAGUAAUGCUCGGGGUUCUCGCUAUUCCUUCUCUCUUCUUUUUUAUAUUGACAUUAUUCUUCUUGCCCGAGUCUCCUCGAUGGCUCGUGAGUAAAGGAAAGAUGCUAGAAGCUAAAAAGGUUCUCCAACGAUUACGUGGCCAGGAAGAUGUGUCAGGCGAGAUGGCAUUGCUGGUUGAAGGUCUCGGGAUUGGAUGUGAUGCAUCUAUAGAAGAGUACAUACUCAUGAUAUUUUGCAAACCAAAGAAAUUGUAA
This is a messenger RNA of Vicia faba (fava bean), 738 nucleotides long. NCBI's taxonomy places the organism in Eukaryota, Viridiplantae, Streptophyta, Magnoliopsida, Fabales, Fabaceae. The record is from the annotation of a GenBank genome assembly.